Messenger RNA from Chilo suppressalis (striped riceborer), 1768 nucleotides. Lineage: Eukaryota; Metazoa; Arthropoda; Insecta; Lepidoptera; Crambidae. The record is from the annotation of a GenBank genome assembly.
GAAGACCUCGCCGGUCCGUAGCGUGUGUUGCGUAUGUCGCGUAGCGUGAACUAAAAUAUUAAAAUAAAUGAUAUUUUUUAAAUUUAUUAUGACAGUAAUUUAAUAAUAUACUAGCGAAAAUGUAUAAACAUAUUAGUGUAAUAUUACUUAUUUUAAGCUUUUCGUGUGCUUAUAAGAUUUUAUUGGUUUUUCCGUUUCCUGGCAAGAGUCACAGUAUGUUAGGUGAAGGAUAUGUUAGAAAUCUUCUAAAAGCCGGUCAUGAGGUUACGUAUAUCACACCUAUAUUAAUGAAAAGUGAAUCUAAACAGUUGCGGCAAAUAGACGUAUCUUCCAAUCUUCAGUUAGCUUUAGAAAAUCUCUUGAACAUUGAGUCAUUGCUAAAAGGGGAAGUUGACUUAGGAGAUACAUCUAUGGCUAUGGCUAUGUCUGACGAUAUUGCUAAUCAUACAUUAUGGAACCCAGCGGUGCAGCGAUUGAUGAUGGACCCUAAAGAGCAAUUCGAUGUGGUCGUAGCAGAGUGGCUUUUUACUGAACUUUACUGUGGAUUCGCUGCUGUAUUCGAUUGUCCGCUCAUCUGGUCGUCCUCAAUGGAUCCACAUGAAUUGGUUAUGACACUCAUCGAUGAAAUUCAGAAUCCUUCCUACACUGCGACCCAUAAGUCGGGUAUGGAAGCGCCGUUCACAUUCUUUCAGCGAGUCAAAGGACUUUGGGAGAUCUUCUACGUGAAAUACUUGAAAUGGUCUGCAAGUGGCGUUGCAAAUAAAAUCUUUAACGAAGGUUAUGGUCCAGCGCUAACGAUGAGGGGUCGCCUCUUGCCAAGUUUACAAGAAGUCAGCCACAAUGCAUCACUGAUGUUGGGAAACUCGCAUGUAUCGACGGGCCGGCCUGUGCGUCUGCCACAAAACUACAUACCUAUAGCAGGGUAUCACAUUGAAGAGGAAGUUAAGCCGCUGCCAGAGGACAUUAAAAAGAUCAUGGAUGAAGCUAAACACGGCGUUAUAUACUUUAGCAUGGGUUCAAUGCUAAAAAGUGCGACAAUGCCUGACAAAUUGAAGAAAGGUUUCCUAAAGAUGUUCGGCGAACUGAAACAAACAAUUAUAUGGAAGUUCGAAGAGGAGCUGCCUGAUUUACCGAAGAAUGUUCACAUGUUGAAGUGGGCUCCACAAGCAAGCAUAUUAGGUCAUUCAAAGUGCGUCCUCUUUAUUACGCAUGGUGGCCUUUUAUCAACUACGGAAGCAACAAAAAGCGGUGUCCCUAUAAUUGGUAUACCUAUGUUCGCGGAUCAGUUUAUCAACAUAGAUCGGGCCGUCAGGAGAGGGUUCGCUAAGAAAGUCACCCUAGAUUACAACUGUCCAAACAAUUUAAAAACAGCAAUUGAAGAUAUUGUAGGAGACAAUAGGUACCGGCAGAAAGCUCGCGAGCUAUCGUUCAUAUUCCACCACAGGCCGACGUCUCCGGCUGCAGAACUAGUUCACUGGAUAGAGCACGUGGUGAAGACAAACGGAGCUCCACAUCUGCGAUCGCCGGCACUUGACGUGCCGUUCUACCAGAAGUUCUAUCUGGACCUAGCCGCUGUUAUAUUUAUGAUACUGGUUGUUCUUAACAAGCUGAUCAGUGCAGUGUUCAGGAAAAAGAGCGAGCAGAAGAAACAAAAGACGAAAUAAUGUUAGAAAGACAACAUUAAACUUACCUAAGUUAGUUAUAAGAAUGCGGCGUACCCCAUCUGAGCACGCUGGGCGGUCCAUGUGCCGUUCUACCAGAAGUUCUA